Messenger RNA from Gossypium raimondii (Peruvian cotton), 2928 nucleotides. RefSeq names its product pentatricopeptide repeat-containing protein At2g22070. Gene Ontology annotation, biological process: RNA modification. Gene Ontology annotation, molecular function: protein binding; zinc ion binding; RNA binding. The transcript is spliced from 2 exons. The coding region runs from base 232 to 2319 and encodes 695 amino acids. The record is from RefSeq and is a predicted model, not a curated record. Lineage: Eukaryota; Viridiplantae; Streptophyta; Magnoliopsida; Malvales; Malvaceae.
UUAUUAUCUAUAUUAGAAAAUUCUUUCAUGCUAUUUCCGAAUGUUAAAUUAGGCUGAAGAGAAUUUACAAAAUCAUGUUUUCUACACUAAUACAACUACAACCCAAAUUUAAAAUUAUAUAUCUAAAUAAACACCCUGAGCUUCGUAAAUUCUCAUUUAAAAUUACGCAGUUUUCCCGCCAAGGUAUUUAACCCUCAUUAAUUGAAAACCUGUUACCCCGUAAUUAUAAAAAUGAAAGUCAGGCAAAAGCUUCGCCAAGCAAUUGAUUCGUUAUACGCCGGUGGCCAAGCGACGGCUGAAGCCUACACGCCGCUCGUGCUCGAAUGCGUUCGAGUCAACGAUGUUGGUCAAGCCAAGAGAUUGCAAUCUCACAUGGAUCUUCACUGUUUUACACCCAAUGAUACGUUUCUACAUAACCGUCUUCUCCACACGUAUGCCAGAUUAGGGAAAAUUUCAGAUGCCCGAAACCUGUUCGAUAAAAUGCCCCAAAGAGAUAUUAUCUCCUGGAACACAAUUCUUUCUGUAUAUGCCAAAUCAGGGUCUGUUGAGAAUUUGAGAGCACUGUUCUAUAAAAUGCCUUUUCGUGAUUCUGUUUCUUAUAAUACUGUGAUUGCGGGCUUGGCUGGAAGCGGGUUUUCCAGUCAGGCGCUUGAGGUUUUUUUGAGGAUGAACAGAGAGGGAUUUGAGCCAACAGAAUAUACUCAUGUGAGUUUGUUGAAUGCGUGUUCAAGGUUAUUAGAUUUAAGGAAAGGGAAACAGAUUCAUGGUAGGAUAUGCGUUGGUGUUUUGGGGAGGAAUGUUUUUGUUUGGAAUGCUUUGACUGAUAUGUAUGCUAAGUGUGGCGAGAUUGAUAAAGCACGGUGGCUGUUUGAUAGAACAGAUAAUAAAAAUGUAGUUUCAUGGAAUUCAUUGAUUGCUGGUUAUUUGAAAAACGGCCAACCUAAAAAAUGUAUUGAUUUGUUUCAGGAGAUGCAACUAGGUGGUUUCAAACCUGAUGAUGUCACAGUCUCGAAUGUUCUCGGUGCUUAUUUUCAAAGCGGAUUGGUAGAUGAAGCAAUUGAGGUUUUUAACUUGAUUAAGAACAAGGAUAAAGUAUCUUGGACAACAAUGAUUGUUGGUUAUGUUCAGAAUGGAAAGGAAGAAGAUGCUCUGAAUUUAUUUGCCAAGAUGUUAGCAGAAGGUGUCAAGCCAGACAGUUUUACGAUCUCCAGUGUGAUUAGUUCCUGUGCAAAAUUAGCCUAUUUGUGUAAUGGUCAGGUUGUCCAUGGGAAAGCCAUUCUUUUGGGAGUUGAUAAUGAUUUGCUUGUGUCUAGUGCUCUCGUUGAUAUGUAUUGCAAAUGUGGAAUCACUAAGGAAGCCUGGAUUGUUUUCGAUAUGAUGCCAUCCAGAAAUGUAGUUUCUUGGAAUGUCAUGAUUAGGGGUUAUGCACAGAAUGGACAGGAUUUGGAAGCAUUGGUCCUUUAUGAAAAAUUGUUGCAACAAAAGUUGAAACCUGAUAGUAUUACGUUUGUGGCUGUUCUAUCUGCUUGUAACCAUGCAGGUUUAAUUGAAGAAGGACGCAUAUAUUUUGAUUCUAUCAGUAAACGGUAUGCAUUAGUACCCACUUUGGAUCACUAUGCAUGCAUGAUCAAUCUCCUUGGCCGUUCAGGUUGCAUGACCGAAGCAAUAGAUCUAGUUAACAAUAUGCCCCAUGAGCCAAAUUCCUUAAUCUGGUCAACCCUUCUCUCUGUCUGUGCAAUAAAGGGUGACAUUGAAAAUGGGGAGAUGGCUGCUAAGCGUCUUUUUGAAUUGGAACCCCUUAAUGCAGGACCUUAUAUCAUGCUUUCUAACAUGUAUGCCACCUGUGGAAGAUGGGAAGAUGUGGCAUCUGUGAGAUCUCUCAUGAAAAGUAAGAAUGUCAAGAAGUUCGCUGCUUACAGUUGGAUUGAGAUUGAUAAUGAAGUUCACAAGUUUGUAGCAGAAGAUGCAACUCAUCCCCAAACAGAAAUCAUAUACGAAGAACUUGGCAGACUGAUUAAGAAAUUGCAGGAAGCUGGGUUUAUGCCUGAUACAAAGCUGGUUCUUCAUAAUGUGGAGGAGGAGGAAAAGUUUGCAUCCAUUUGUUACCAUAGUGAGAAACUUGCUCUUGCAUAUGGAUUGAUUAAAAAUCCCCAUGCAACAACACCGAUUAGGAUUAUGAAGAACAUUCGUGUUUGUGGCGAUUGCCAUAUGUUUAUGAAGCUCGUGUCUAAAGUUAUUGGGAGGCCAAUCAUCUUGAGAGAUUCAAACAGAUUCCAUCAUUUUGUUGGUGGGAGUUGCUCCUGCAAGGAUUACUGGUAAUAAGCAAUCCAGGGAGAUUAGGAAAAGAAUAGACUCAUUGUCUUACUCAUUAUAUCUGGAAGAUAGCAACAGCCAACAUUGAGAACAAGAACAAAAAUGAUGGCUCUAAGUGCUCUUAAUUACUCAAAUGCCUUCUAGUCUUUUGCAUUUUCAGGCAAGGUAGACUAGCAAGGGAACAUGCUGAGGAUUGAACAAAGGAUGCAGAGAUCUUUUGGUGUAUGGAAAAUUUUAACAGAUUCUGAUCAAGUUAUGAUGGGCCUCUAAAAGUAUUUUGGGAUGCAUUUUAUACACAUUCCACAUGAAAGCAUGGAUUGGAUUUGCCUGUUUUGGCAGCGCACUAGUGAACCAAGUCCCAACUACGAAGUCUCUGAAAUCAGUUAACUUUAGGUACAUUUUCGAGUAUUUGAAAUAUUUUUUAUGGCCUCUGAAAACUCGCAUUCGUAGGCAAUGUGUAAUUGCGCUACUAAAGUCUUGUAUUCUUAUUAUCUUGACUGUUGAAUAGCAAUGGUUUUUCCAAUUUGAUGCCAUACUGAGUAGAGCUGUUGUGUUGUUUAGUAAGUACUGACAUAGCUUUGGGCUCUUGAAUCACAAUAAAUGUAGUUUUCUUAA